Molecule: messenger RNA, 2415 nt
Organism: Penicillium subrubescens
Lineage: Eukaryota; Fungi; Ascomycota; Eurotiomycetes; Eurotiales; Aspergillaceae
Product: SURP domain-containing protein
Exons: 1
Coding region: 1-2415 (804 amino acids)
Biological process (GO): RNA processing
Cellular component (GO): nucleus
Molecular function (GO): RNA binding
Source: RefSeq, a predicted model, not a curated record
AUGCCGGACGAUUUCAAGGGGAAAAGCUUCCUCGAACUGGACGCCAAAGCCUCUGCAUUGCCCAAGAAGUCGCCAUUCGAGAAAGCGAAAGCCGAAGCCGAAGCUAAACGCGCCCGCGAAAAGGCCGAAACCGCCGCGGUUUACGAAGAUUUUGUCAAGUCAUUCGAAGAAGAUACGUCGACAGCUCCCCGAGCCUCAGAUGGAGGACUAGGCACAUUUGGAAACAGAGGGGGUGGAUUUGGAGGGGCGCGGCCAUCGCGACACUUCUCAAGCUCCGGGACACGGAACAGUGGACCAGGAAGUCUACCACCUCCUUCUGGUCCUCUCGCGCCGCGUGGUAAUCAACGAGGAUUUGGGCCGUCGCCGCGCAACCGCGAUUCAGUUCAAGGUAUUUUGGGAUACGAUCAGCCAGGCCCCAUUCCAACAGGCCCACGAUCGGCAUUUCGCAGCACUUCGGACGAUGAGGAUGAUCGCAGGACAGAGGCAAGAGAGGCGGAGAAGGCAGCGGCUAGAUACACUCUGUGUUUAGAAUCGCUGCCACUAGGAACCUCACCCUCUGUGCUCAAGUCACUGAUCCCAUCUUUCCUAACCGUGGACAAUGUGAACAUCCUCCGACCAACAAAUCAAUCAGCCACCGAACGAAAGUCCGCAGCCGCUAUCAUUACACUCGCCAGUGAUACUCCUCUUUCAGACGUCAAUAGCGCCAUCAGCAUGCUUGAUAAGAAGUACCUUGGUCGGGGUCACUACCUAUCUAUACACAAGGGCCAUUCCUCUGCAGCCAUCAAUUCAACUUUGCCAACAACCAUUGGCACAACCACAACAAAGUCACUCCCAUUUGGUGCAAAGGCAAUUCAACCGACUUUAGGCGGAAGUUUGAACCGAGCGCCACCCCCAGGGCCUCACCGAGGAUUUGCGCCUCCGGAUUCAUAUGGGCGGACUCUUGGGAGAGGCUCUACACAGGUCGAAGUACAAGCACCAUCGGACAUCAAGCAAUUGAGGCUGAUCCAUAAGACGCUUGAGAAUCUCCUCAACUACGGACCUGAAUUCGAGGCGUUGCUUAUGAGUCGGCCGGAAGUGCAAAAGGACGAGAAAUGGGCAUGGAUUUGGGAUGCACGAAGUCCCGGCGGCGUCUACUACCGGUGGAAGUUGUGGCAAAUCAUCACCAACCCUCGGGCACAUAGCAAAAGGAAAAUGAGCCGCCAAAAUUCAUCCUUCAUUUUCGAAGGUGGGCCAGCCUGGGCUUCGCCAGAGACGGAAAUCAAGUUUGAAUACACUACGCGCCUGGAUGAAUUUGUAUCAGAGGAUGACUACAAUUCGUCCGAGGAGGAGAUGUCUGAUGGCGAGGAAGAGAGGCGCAAUCUCGGGGGUGGACCCCCUUUAGAAGGCACCGCUGCCCAAAAUGACAGCCUGGGCUACAUGAAUCCCUUACAAAAAGCGAAGCUUACCCAUCUGCUUGCCCGACUACCAACAACCCAUGCAAAGCUCCGGCGAGGCGAUGUCGCUCGGGUCACAGCCUUUGCAAUCAAACAUGCCGGAACUGGUGCACGUGAGGUUGUCGACAUGAUCGUACUGAACAUUCUCCAUCCAUUGGCAUAUACCGGGGCCAAUCCCGAGCGAGAAAUGGAGAAAGAUGCAGCAAGGCAGGAUGAUGGUGACAAGGAGUCAAAUCCCUCCAAGCAGAAAAUAGACAUGUCAUCAGCCAAACUGGUGGGGCUCUACCUCAUCUCCGAUAUCCUCGCAUCGUCAGCCACCAGUGGUGUUCCCAAAGGAUGGCGAUAUCGGUCUCUUUUCGAGGCUGCCCUCCGGUCCCACAAUAUCUUCGAACACCUUGGUAGGCUCGAAAAAGAGCUGAAUUGGGGCAGGCUCCGCGCUGAGAAGUGGAAGCGCAGCGUGGGCACCCUUCUCCAUUUGUGGGAAGGUUGGAGCAUCUUUCAGCCGACAAACCAGGAGCAUUUCCUUAAGGUACUUGAGCAACCACCACUCACCGAAGACGAGCUACGAAAGGAGUCCGAAAAGGCGGAAGCUGAGCGAGCCGCUCAUUUGGCUUCCAAGAGCAAGAGCCGAUGGAAGACAGUCGACGACGAUCCCACAUCUGGCAAAUUUGACUCUGGUCGACCUGGCGACUCCGAGAGCCAGGCGCCUCCUGUUGCUAAUGCAGAGGCCGUCAUGGAGGAUGAAUAUAUGAGCGAUCUCGAUGGGAUUCCCAUGGAAGACAGCGACCUGGAAAUGCUGGACGAUGACGGUGAGCCCAUGGACGAAGAUGCCCCUCCGCUGGGCGAAGGCGAUACACUGCCAUCGGUACCCGAUCAGCCCCCACAGCCUGAGCAUGAAGAUGGGCCGCAAGAGGAAGGAACACGGCGCCCACGUAGGCCACGGCCCAAAGCCGAAGACAUGUUUGCAUCAGAAUCGGAGUGA